This is a messenger RNA of Vicugna pacos (alpaca), 2288 nucleotides long. It is a transcript of the gene RAB1B, whose product is annotated as RAB1B, member RAS oncogene family. Gene Ontology annotation, molecular function: GTP binding; GTPase activity. The record is from RefSeq and is a predicted model, not a curated record. Lineage: Eukaryota; Metazoa; Chordata; Mammalia; Artiodactyla; Camelidae.
ACGACGGUCCCGGCAUUUUGGAACCUGUCACUGGUUUCUGGUCUCGGUCUAGACUCGGGCCCUUUAGGUCGGGCCUUAAAUUCUGUUUUCCUCUUCUCCCGGAAUCCGGUUCCUCUGGGCUAGCCCAGGGGCUGGUCAGACGCGGGAGGCCCCAGGGGCUGCUCUGGAUAGCUCUCCCGCAGCCCCUCCUCUCCCAGGCUGCUGCUUUGCCCCUUGCCUGAGUCAAAUUGCCCUGCCACUCCCGGCGGCCAGUCCCUUCCCGCCCUCCCCUCACCUUUGCGCAGGCCCCCAGCGCCACGGUCACACCUCUUCCCUUCGCCGUCACGCUGCCGAUGAAGUUUAGAUGAAUGUGGCCAUUGCUUCCUACCUUCCAGUGGGAUUGUUUGUUUCUCAAACUCUCCUCACUUCUUGGUCACUCCCCCUACGGUGACUACCUGUUUAAGCUGCUUUUGAUUGGUGACUCGGGCGUGGGCAAGUCAUGCCUGCUCUUGCGGUUUGCUGAUGACACGUACACAGAAAGCUACAUCAGUACCAUCGGCGUGGACUUCAAGAUCCGGACCAUUGAGCUGGAUGGCAAAACCAUCAAACUUCAGAUCUGGGACACAGCUGGUCAGGAACGGUUCCGAACCAUAACUUCCAGCUACUACCGGGGGGCUCACGGCAUCAUCGUGGUGUAUGACGUCACUGACCAGGAAUCCUAUGCCAACGUAAAGCAGUGGCUACAGGAGAUCGACCGCUAUGCCAGCGAGAAUGUCAAUAAGCUCCUGGUGGGCAACAAGAGCGACCUCACCACCAAGAAGGUGGUGGAUAACACCACGGCCAAGGAGUUUGCAGAUUCCCUGGGCAUCCCCUUCCUGGAGACGAGUGCCAAGAAUGCUACCAAUGUCGAGCAGGCGUUCAUGACCAUGGCUGCUGAGAUCAAAAAGCGGAUGGGGCCUGGGGCAGCCUCGGGGGGUGAGCGGCCCAACCUCAAGAUUGACAGCACCCCCGUGAAGCAGGCUGGUGGCGGCUGUUGCUAGGAGGGGCUUGUGGGGUGGGACAGGAGGGGGCACCUUCUCCAGAUGAUGCCCCUGGAGAGGGGGGCAAGAGGUGCCUCCCUAUGCUGGGGCAUUUGAAUCUGUGGCUUUGGGGUGUCCUGGGCUUCCCAUCUCCCUCUGGCCCAUCUGCCUGCCACCCUAAGCUCUGGUUCUGUCAGGACCCCCAAGGGAGGACACCCAGGACCUGCGGCUGGGGUAGGGGUGUGGGCUUGCUCUGCUGCUGCCUCUAGGUGACUUUAAACAAUACCCCACCACACACCUUUCUUUGGGAUGAGGGCUCCUCUGUCUCCCUCCCCUGUCCCCCAUGUAUGCUGCAGUGGAUUUCUCUCCUUACCCUCUCCCUUCUCUUCCCUGCACACCCCUUCCCCAAGAGCCAUGGGCCUCCCUGGCCUCUACUGCCCCUGGCUGCAGUCAGUGCAUGGGGCCAGGAAUGGGACCAGGGCAUCCAGGGCCUGGGAUCCAGGGCCCUGGGCUGGACCUCAGGACGGGCGUGGGGCCACAGGGGCCCAGCAGCCCACUUCCUCUCCUCUCUGCCUCCUUCCCACCCUUCCCACACUCACCCCUCUAGCCGUCCAGCUGCGGUGGGGUCCGAGCACAUCUAGGGCAGGUGGGUGGGCAGCCGUGCUGGGCCUGUGUCUUGAGCCCAGAGGAAGCCUGCUCCUGCCACUCCCUGCCCUGCCAGAGCCAGGCCCAUGUGCUGCCUGCCCACCAUGCCCCUUUGUCCCCAAGGCAGGCGGAGGCGGAAGGCCCACCGUGCCAGAGGCUGGGCAUCAGCCUUAACCCUCACUCUGCCGGCACCUCUUCCCUGUCCCUGAGGCAGCACAUCUGACUUAUUCUCCCCCUUCCGUCCCUUGGAGCCUGUGAGGGCAGAUCCUCAUUGCCUGUCGCUACUUCUCUGGGAAUGCGGGUGCAUCCCAGGGUUGGGGGGGGCCUCUCCACUUACCCCCUCCCACCUGGGAUCCUAGCCCCCUGCCCUCUGACACAGCUUCUUCCUGCAGAAAACAAACCUCUGGUCUCUACCUGAGAAGCCAUGUACCUGUGCUGUCUCUUGCCUGUCCCACCCGUGCCCUGCCCUCCAGCUUGUAUUUAAGUCCCUGGGCUGCCCCUUGGGGUGCCCCCCCAACCCCAGGAUCCCCUCUGGUGUCGUGUCAGGCAUUUUGCAAGGAAAAGCCACUUGGGGAGAGAUGGAAAGGACAAAAAAUAAAUAAAUUUCCACUGGCCCUCGGGUGAGCCGAGGGUUUUUGCAAGGAA